Molecule: messenger RNA, 402 nt
Organism: Dreissena polymorpha
Lineage: Eukaryota; Metazoa; Mollusca; Bivalvia; Myida; Dreissenidae
Product: low-density lipoprotein receptor-like
Exons: 3
Coding region: 1-402 (133 amino acids)
Cellular component (GO): membrane
Molecular function (GO): protein binding
Source: RefSeq, a predicted model, not a curated record
AUGUGUCUCCCGGUGAUGCAAAGAUAUGACGUCACGAUUCCGUGCCCGGAUGGAGAGGACGAGAUGGACUGUUUGAAUGUUGACCGAGACUGUGAGGAGAGAGAGUUCCGUUGCAUACAGUACAGGCAGUGCGUCCCCGGUGCGCGGAGGUGCGACGGAACCCCGGACUGUCUGGAUGGGUCUUACGAGUGGUACGGUUGUACUAAGACCACCACCACUCGGCCUGUGCUAGAUUUAGAGAUAAGACUGAUGGACGGUCAGAGUGACGUCACUGGCAAGAUGCGACGUGGUCGCGUGGAGGCACGAUUGCCCGGAAGUGACGAUAAGUUUGGCACCGUGUGUGGCGACAUCUGGACUGACAAGGAGGCUACGGUCGUCUGCAGAUCGCUGUACACAGAGUAA